UUCGUAAUCGUAAAUAAACUGAAAUGGUAGAAAGAUAAAAGGGAAAUUGCUUGCUUCCUUCCUACCGUGAUGUUCUUGUCUUUUAGCCCGCAUAUGCAAGUCCGGCGCCGUGUCAAACUAAAAUCUGCAGAUUUAAAGUGGGUGGUCCCCUUUUGCUGAUAAGCGUAGCUUCUCGACCAAUGGAAUUUACAGCGCAGAUUCUGUUUCCUGUUAAAAGAAUUCAAUAAAUAAUUUAUCAAAAAAAUAAUAAACAUAAUUAGAAAAUUAAUUACCCGAAUACUCAAUCCAGUUAUGGCGUCGGUGGCGUUAUCGGCAUCGUUAAUCUCAUCUUCAACAUGCCGACUUAAAUCCGCGGCGGCGGUACUAUCCUUUAAACAUAGAAAUGGAUCAGUAAAGUGCAAGGCUGUGGGUGAAAGCUCUCGAACUUCCUUAGAAGAGCCAACAGUUUUUAAAGGCGUUUAUGGCACCUGGACACUUGACCAAUCGGACGUUCGCGAGGUCAUUUUGUAUAGAUCAGGGCUGGUCACCGCAGCUUCUGCGUUUGUAAUUGCUGCUUCUUCAGAGGCGUUUUUACAGAACGAGUCUUUGUUAAAGGAAAUAAUACAUCAAAACCUUGAUUUAUUGUGUGCAAUUGGAGCUGGUGGACUCGGAUUGUCUUUGCUUUUGAUACACAUCUAUGUAACUGAGAUUAAGCGGACCCUUCAAGCUUUGUGGGCACUCGGUGUUAUUGGAUCUUUUGCAACGUAUACUACCCUUGCUCGACCGGCUGGCGAGAACCUGAUACAGUAUGUCAUUGAUAAUCCAACUGCUGUCUGGUUUGUUGGUCCUCUGUUUGCAGCACUUACAGGACUUGUCUUCAAAGAAGGACUUUGCUACGGGAAGCUGGAAGCUGGUGUUCUCACAUUUAUUAUACCUGCAGUUCUUCUUGGACAUUUGACAGGUUUAAUGGAUAAUGGAGUAAAGCUUGCUCUACUGGGUACUUGGAUGACCCUCUUUGUGAUAUUUGCUGGAAGGAAGUUCACUCAGCCUGUUAAGGAUGACGUUGGUGACAAGUCUGUAUUCAUGUUCAAUGCUCUCCCAGAAGAUGAAAAGAAGGCUCUAAUCGAGAAACUCGAGCAACAAGAUCUUUAUUAGCCAAACAUGCAUGACACCUUAAGGAAAGGAUUCAUGUGCAAUUUUGACUAACCAUCACUCGUAAUAUACUUCUAUAUGAUGUACAAUUUGGAUGUAUAUUAUCAAAUAUAUAUAUAUAGUUUUUGUCCAA
This is a messenger RNA of Ricinus communis (castor bean), 1264 nucleotides long. RefSeq lists its product as uncharacterized. The record is from RefSeq and is a predicted model, not a curated record. Lineage: Eukaryota; Viridiplantae; Streptophyta; Magnoliopsida; Malpighiales; Euphorbiaceae. The coding region runs from base 292 to 1134 and encodes 280 amino acids. The transcript is spliced from 5 exons. Gene Ontology annotation, cellular component: chloroplast.